CCGCAAAGGACACGGAUCUCCUCCGCCUGCCAUGGAGAGCGUUGUUCACAUACUUUCCCGGUUUUUCAUCCGCUUCGCUCCCCAGCGCUGGCUUGUUGGUCUUUGCAAGUACCUCGAUCGCAAGCAGAAUCCCAUCAAAAAGGACACUCCCCCUGUUGUCAGGCUUCCGGGUGGGAUCGUCAUUAAGUUCGGCCCUACCGCUACCCCAGGCGAAGCAGCAACGCAGCAAUAUGCCUACCAGCAUCUAGAUCCCAAGAUCGUUCGCGUGCCGCAGGUUUAUCGUUACUUCCAGUGCCAGGAUCCUUCUGAACCAGUGUGGCUCUUUGGCUAUCUGUUCAUGGAGCACAUCCCGGGCAAGACGUUAGAUGAACUUGAUGUUGAGGUUUACAAGGACAUGACAGGACGCCUUGCCGGCAUCGUCAGUCAUCUCCAUAGCGUGCGAGGCAGAAACGUCCCUGGCCCUGUGGGCGGUGGGGUGCCCCGAGGCAAUAUCUGGGGCUACCAUGACGCUGAGGCUGAAUUUGGUUCUGUGGAAGACCUCAAUGCAUGGGUCAACAGACGGAUUGCCGUCAUUGGCAAGUCUGUCGACUUUAGAUCGUACCCUCUGGUGCUCUGUCAUUUGGACAUGUGUCGUCGCAAUAUUAUCCUCAUGGAAGACGGCUCUCUUUGUCUUCUGGACUGGGGCUUUGCAGGUUUUCUCCCGCGAAUCUACGAGGUCGCCGCCAUUGAGUUUUACUUUGAUGAAUACUCUAAGAUGUUUCGUCAAUCUGUGAACGAGACUAUUGUGUUGGCGGACCAGGAGAAGAGAGACUUGGUUUUAAUCAAGAGAGCUCGAGCUGCGAGCAUGCGUUGCGCGUUCAAUUGA
Molecule: messenger RNA, 865 nt
Organism: Histoplasma capsulatum G186AR
Lineage: Eukaryota; Fungi; Ascomycota; Eurotiomycetes; Onygenales; Ajellomycetaceae
Exons: 2
Coding region: 32-865 (277 amino acids)
Source: RefSeq, a predicted model, not a curated record